Molecule: messenger RNA, 1889 nt
Organism: Selaginella moellendorffii
Lineage: Eukaryota; Viridiplantae; Streptophyta; Lycopodiopsida; Selaginellales; Selaginellaceae
Product: protein Brevis radix-like 1
Exons: 5
Coding region: 845-1792 (315 amino acids)
Source: RefSeq, a predicted model, not a curated record
GCAUGCGACUGAAAUCCUUGUCGGACGCUCGCCGCGGCGCUUCCGGCAUGGUGAAAAACUGGCGGUGAAAAAACGAGCCGUGCAUGCGGAUGCGGUAAAGUAAAAAACCGGGAGUCCUGCCACGUCGGCGUGGACGAAGCAUAUUCCAGGCUCUGUCACACAGGCUGGAAAUGAGAUGGCUCUCCUCGUCUAUCCACUUGGUUUGAGCUGAUUCGAUCCACGAUAUGGGCUCUUCUAUUCCAAUCCUCGCGGCGAUUUGGGGCUAAUUGGGCCGCGAAAUCGAGCAAAGAUCUGGGCUUUGCGCUCUCGUGCUCCCCCAAAUUCCCCAAUUUCUCAAGCUAAAAUGUGGGUUCUGGGUCUGGGCUCUAAAUUUCUCUCUCUUUCUUUUCUUUCCAUUUCUUUUCUUUCGCUUUGAUCAUUGACAGUUUGGUGUGUCUUGUUAUGGAAUGGUAGUAGCAUCAGGUGGGAUCUCUGGAUCGAAAGCGCCAUAGCCACCAUCUUAAGCUAAGCUAAAGAUCGAGGAGCUCUUUUGCUGGGAAGGCUCCAAGAGACAAAGCUUUUAAGUGUUUUUUCUCCUCUUUUGUGUUUUUGUGCUGCUAUGGUGUUUGGAGAGGCACAAGAGAUCAGGAGGGUAAUAGCACAGCAUAGCAGCAGACAAGCCUUUGAUUCUUUUGUUCUGUCCCCAAAAUAUCCCAUCCUCUCUCUCCAGCUGUGAUCUUCUUCCCAAAUUCCUCCGAGUUGAAUUCUUCCCAUUCUGAUUCUCACUCCUCGCUAGUCGAUCUCGGCGAGAAUUCCCUUUGUUGGUCUGGAUCAAUCACACAGGGACAGUGAGAUCUUUUCGCGAAUGCAAGCAAUGCUGCCUUGUAUUGCUUGCAAGCGGCAUGCGAUUGAGGACGAUGACGAAGACGAGGACGAGGACGAUUACACUGGAGGCCGAAACAACACAAUUACAAAGGCCGAGGUCAAGUCCUUGUCUUCACAGCUCAAAGACGUGGUUUUGAAGGUCUCGGCAGCUUACAGGCAAUGCAGGCCAUGCGCUGGAUCAAAGGGGAAAACUUUCGAGCACGAAUUCGUGAUUGGAAACUCGGAUGCUUCGUCGUCCGAGGAUCAGUGGAUCCAAAAGUCUGGGAUUCUCAAGAAGGAGAAUUAUCCCAGCAGUGCUGCGAGCUCCAUCUCUGAGGGCGCAGUCUCGGUGAAACAGGACGAGCAAUCCAGUAGUAAAGUUUCACCGAGUAGUCAAGCGAGUAGCAACAGCAGCAGUGGAUCCGCGGCGAAGAAUUCUUCUUCCAAACAAGAUCAUCGUGACCAACAUAACGAGAGGAACUGCGAGGAGACGAGCCAGGAAUGGGUGGCACAAGUCGAGCCUGGCGUUCUUAUAACUUUCAUAGCAAUGCCCAACGGAGAGAAUGAGCUCAAGAGAAUUCGAUUCAGUCGCGAGCUUUUUAACAAAUGGCAAGCUGAAGCAUGGUGGGCCGAGAACUGUGAGCGUGUUCACGAGCUCUACAACGUCUCUGGAAACGAUCACUCGUUUCCAAACAGCCAGAAAGAUCAAGUGGAAGCACAAACUUCGCAGCAAAAUCACGCGGAAGUGACAAAAUCCAACACCACGAGUGACGAACUGACCGAAUGGGUCGAAGAAGACGAGCCCGGGGUUUAUAUCACUGUGAAGCUCGGCCCAAAUGGCAACCGAGAAUUAAAGCGUGUAAGAUUCAGUCGCGAGAAGUUUAGCGAGAGGCAAGCAAAGCUAUGGUGGGAGAGGAAUCGCUUUAGAAUACAUGACAAUUAUUUGUAACGUCAAUUAUUUGAGCUUUACAUUGUUAGAGCUUCAAUUAUUUGUAACCUUUUAGGUCGUAGCUGGAUAUAAAAAGUAGCAUAGAUUGAUUUGGGAA